Messenger RNA from Didymodactylos carnosus, 909 nucleotides. NCBI's taxonomy places the organism in Eukaryota, Metazoa, Rotifera, Eurotatoria, Philodinida, Philodinidae. The record is from the annotation of a GenBank genome assembly.
AUGAACUCCAAAUUAGAACUAGUAGAAGAAACGGCCGCUCGUGAGAAUGUAGACUGUGCAACACGCGCAAUGAAAGAUUUUCUUGUACCAUCAUCUACUUUACAACAAAUUAGUGCAGCUGAAGCAACAAUUGUCUAUCAUGGCGUGCGCCAUGGUCAUAGCUAUUUUAGUCAAGCGUGUACAAUGAAUGUUGCAAAAAAAUUAUUUAGUGAUUGUAUAGUUGAAAAAAGUUCAGUAUGUGGUGAAAUCAAGUCGCCACCAUAUUUUACAAAUGAUAUAAUUAAAAAAUUAUCUGAAACACGUUAUUUUUCACUUUGUUAUGAUGCAUCAAACAAAGGGAAUUUGAAAAUGUUUCCAAUUGCCGUUAGAUUUUUUACUAUUACUAGUGGUAUUAAGUGGGGUGUAUUAGAAUUUAUUGAACAAUCGGGUGAAACAGCAACGGUAGUUGUUAAUACAUUUAAAGAAGUUUUAAAAAUUAAUGGUAUUGACAUUAAUAAUUUAAUAUCAAUGGGUGCUGAUAAUACAAACGUUAAUUUUGGUGUUAAUCAUUCAGUAGUUACGCUAUUAAGAGAAGAUUCACCAUAUUUAAUUAAAGGUACUUAUUCAUUAAGUUUUUGCAGAUUUUUUUAUUUUGAUGGUGCGUUGUUGUUUGUUUUCGGGAAUUGUUUUGCACAUGUAUUGCACAAAACUGUUAAAAAUUCUCAUAAACUAUUAUUGAUGUUGAAGCUGUUUUAUCAAAAUUAUAUUCCCAUUUUUCAAGUUUUGUUAAAACAUAUUGUUAUUCGGUGGCUUAGUUUAUUUAAAUCAAUUGAAAGUUUGUUAAAAGUUUAUGAUCCAUUAUCUUCUUAUUUUUUAAAUAAAAAUGAUGAAGAAGAAUGUCCACAAACAAUGGCUGAUUUUUUGGUAUAA